GUAAUAUUCUAUAUUCCCUUUAAAAAAAUAUAACUAAAUCAUUGGUAGGUGAUCAUUAUUUGCAUAUUGUCCAAGAAUCUACCAAAGACAAAUGACAAUUUAAAACCACAACAAACACAGGGAGAACAUCACAAAAAUUGACACACCUGUAUACAUAAUAUAUACACAAUUUUGGACUCUACUCGACCCACCAAACACUCAUAGACACCCACACCGCUAGCUCGGUUACUAGCCGAGUCCAAUCCAUUGAAGUUAAACAAUAUAUAUAAUCACUCUAUUAUUAACUUACCAAAACUUGACUAGGCCUCUCAAGUCUGAAACAUAAUCGAAACAGAGCUAAAAAUUUGGAGGAAAGCGAAGUCACUCACUUAAAAUAAUGCUUUCAAAAUCAUCAUCUAUAGCAGCACACCAGCCACUGCUACAUUUCCUUCUUCUUCUCCUCUCCAAUUUUUCAUGGGCAACUUCAUCAUCAAAUUCAAGUACACCUCAAAACUUUAUUCAAUGUGUGUCAAUCAAUUCUCAGCUUUCAGUACCAGUAGUCACAACCCUUUUCACACCAAACACUUCUUCAUACAAUUCUGUUCUAACUUCUACAGUAUCAAAUCUCAGGUUCUUAGAACCAUCAUUUUCAAAACCCCAAUUCAUCUUUACUCCCCUCCAUGAUUCCCAUGUACAAGCAGCCGUGCUUUGCUCAAGAAAGCUAGGCUUCCAUAUCAGAAUUCGUAGUGGAGGCCACGACUACGAAGGAGUCUCCUUUGCCUCCCACUUCCAAACUCCUUUCAUUCUCAUAGAUCUGAUCAACCUUCGACUAGUCGAUGUUAACAUUGAACAAAACUCAGCUUGGGUUCAAGCUGGCGCCACAAUUGGAGAACUUUACUACAGAAUUUCACAGAAGAGUAAAGUCCACGGCUUCCCAGCCGGGAUUUGUCCGAGCGUGGGAAUUGGAGGGCACAUAACUGGUGGAGCUUAUGGGUCUUUGAUGAGAAAAUAUGGACUCGCAGCUGAUAAUGUACUCGACGCUCGAAUCGUCGAUGUGAACGGAGAAAUUCUUGAUAGAGAAAAGAUGGGAGAAGACUUGUUUUGGGCAAUUCGCGGUGGCGGUGGAGGAAGCUUUGGAAUCAUUCUUUGGUGGAAGAUUAGGCUUGUACCUGUGCCUGAAACAGUCACACAUUUUAAGAUUGGUAAGACGUUAGAACAAGGGGCCUUGAAGCUUGUCUCUCGAUGGCAACAAGUUAUGGAUAAGUUUGAUGAAGAUCUCUUCAUGAACGUUCGUUUUACUGUAAUUAAUUCAAGCUGCAACAGUAGUGUUAAUCAGAGAACACUGAGGAUUGAUUACAAUGCACUAUUUCUUGGGGACUGUAAUAGAGUCCUGCAAGUUGUUGAAAAGUGUUUCCCUGAAUUGGGUUUGGAGAGAAAAGAUUGCAUGGAAAUGAGCUGGGCUGAAUCGGCUUUUUACUUAUUCUCAGAUGGCAAACCGGUGGAGAGCCUUCUCGAGGUGAAAACUAUCCCAAGAAUUUACUUCAAAGCCAAAACAGAUUUUGUCACAGUUCCCAUACCUGAAGAAGCCCUCGAGGAAAUAUGGACGAGGUUGUUGAAAGAAGAGAAUGAGCCUAUGAUUUGGACUCCAUUUGGUGGAAUGAUGAGUAAGAUUUCGGAAACAGAAAUUCCAUACCCUCAUAGAAAGGGAAUUCUUUUCAUGAUUCAGUAUUUCAGUAGCUGGGAAGAUGAAGAAGAUUCAGAAAGACAUAUUGAUUGGACUAGGGAGUUGUAUGAGUACAUGACUCCUUAUGUUACCAACUCUCCAAGACUAGCGUAUGUCAAUUACAGAGAUCUUGAUUUGGGGAUUAACGAGAAAAACACCAACUUGUUAACUUUGACAAGUAGUGAUCAUUGGGGUAUUAAGUAUUACAAAAAGGAUAACUUUAAGAGAUUGGUGCAAGUGAAGAGCCAAGUUGACCCUGAUAACUUCUUCAGGCAUGAACAGAGUAUUCCACCUUUAAAUUACUAGUACAUUUGGGAAUAUUAUUAUGAAAUUUUCUCACAUGUGAUUUCAUUUCAUUGCUUAUAACUUUUAUUUUUAUGUUGUUAAAGCUGGACGGAAUAGAUUAUGAAAUUGUAUCUCACAUGUAUGUAUACUGUGUAAGGGCCUGUCCAUUAAUAUGAAGAAAAUCAGUUGAGGG
Messenger RNA from Cannabis sativa, 2180 nucleotides. RefSeq names its product monolignol oxidoreductase AtBBE-like 15. Gene Ontology annotation, molecular function: oxidoreductase activity; FAD binding. The transcript has a single exon. NCBI's taxonomy places the organism in Eukaryota, Viridiplantae, Streptophyta, Magnoliopsida, Rosales, Cannabaceae. The record is from RefSeq and is a predicted model, not a curated record. The coding region runs from base 377 to 2008 and encodes 543 amino acids.